This is a messenger RNA of Tetrahymena thermophila SB210, 1227 nucleotides long. RefSeq names its product acyl-CoA dehydrogenase. The record is from RefSeq and is a predicted model, not a curated record. The transcript is spliced from 9 exons. Gene Ontology annotation, biological process: L-leucine catabolic process. Gene Ontology annotation, molecular function: flavin adenine dinucleotide binding; 3-methylbutanoyl-CoA dehydrogenase activity. NCBI's taxonomy places the organism in Eukaryota, Ciliophora, Oligohymenophorea, Hymenostomatida, Tetrahymenidae.
AUGAUUAGCAGAAUCGCAUCCAAGGUCACUAGACAAUUAAUCUGUGGCUAAAAGAAGUAAUUUAGUGUCUUAAAUUAUAAUUUCAUCUCUAACUUAGAUGAAGAUAUCGAAUAACUCAGAGAAACUGUUAAGAAGUUUGCUGAUGAAACUGUUGCUCCUUUAGCAGAAGAAACUGAUAAAAAGAAUUCCUUCCCUAAUCAAUUAUGGAAAGAAUUCGGUAACCUUGGACUUUUAGGAGCUACUGUACCAGUUGAAUAUGGUGGUAGUGGUUUGAAUUAUAGCGCUCAUUGCAUGAUUAUGGAAGAAAUUUCAAGAGCAAGCGGUUCUAUUGGCUUAAGCUAUGGUGCUCAUACUGCUCUCUGUGUUGGUUAGAUUGAAAGAAAUGGUACUGAAGAAUAAAAGAAGAAAUAUUUGCCUAAAUUAUGUAGUGGUGAACACAUUGGUGCUUUGGCUAUGAGUGAACCAGGUGCUGGUUCAGAUGUUGUUUCUAUGAAACUUAAAGCUGAAAAGAGAGGAAAUAAAUACGUACUUAAUGGCAAUAAGAUGUGGAUUACUAAUGGACCAGAUGCUGAUGUUUUGGUUGUUUAUGCUAAAACUGAACCUGAAUUAAAAUAAAAAGGUAUCACUGCAUUUAUUAUUGAAAAAGGAUAUAAGGGUUUCUCCACUGCCUAAAAAUUAGAUAAGCUUGGUAUGAGAGGUUCUAAUACUUGUGAGUUAAUUUUCGAUAAUGUUGAAGUUCCUGAAGAAAAUAUUCUUGGAGGCUACAAUAAAGGUGUUUAUGUACUUAUGGAUGGUCUUGACUAUGAACGUUUGGUUCUUGCAGCUGGACCUGUUGGUUUGAUGCAAGCUGCAGUUGACUAUGUCACUCCCUAUUUGAAAGAAAGAAAACAAUUCGGCUAACCUAUUGGUGCUUUCUAAUUAAUGUAAGGUAAACUUGCUGACAUGUAUGUUAAGUUAUAAUCUUCUCGUGCUAUGCUUUACGGUUGCUCAAGAGCUUGCGACAAUGGAAAAUAUUCUAACACAGAUUGCGCUGCUUUAAUUUUAUACACCAGUACUUGCGCUACCGAAGUAGGUUUAGAAGCUAUUCAAUCACUCGGUGGUAAUGGAUAUACUCAUGACUACCCUGUUAAUAGAAUUAUGAGAGAUGCCAAAUUAUACGAAAUCGGUGCAGGCACUAACGAAAUUAGAAGAUGGUUGAUCGGUCGUGAACUCUUAAAAACCAACUGA